This is a messenger RNA of Hemisphaericaspora subhashii, 1830 nucleotides long. It is a transcript of the gene KRE30, whose product is annotated as ATP-binding cassette family ATPase. The transcript has a single exon. The coding region runs from base 1 to 1830 and encodes 609 amino acids. Gene Ontology annotation, molecular function: ATP binding; ATP hydrolysis activity. The record is from RefSeq and is a predicted model, not a curated record. Lineage: Eukaryota; Fungi; Ascomycota; Pichiomycetes; Serinales; Debaryomycetaceae.
AUGUCUGUUUCUGCAUCAAAAGCCAAGAGAGAACAAAAGCGUUUGGAAAGAGAAGCAAAGAAAUCUGCUGCUGGUAAAUCUACCAAAAAGACAAAGAAACAAGCAGCUAAAGAUGCUGAAGAAUCUGAUGUUGAAGAUACUGAAACUCAAAUUGCCAAGUUGAAAUUACAACAAGAUGAAUAUGGUUUAUCUGAUAGAGUUACCACUGGUAUUUUAGAUUCCUUGGAAACUUCCAGAGAUAUUAAAUUAUCUUCUGUUUCUCUUUUAUUCCAUGGUAAAGUUUUAAUUCAAGAUUCUACUUUAGAAUUGAAUUAUGGUAGAAGAUAUGGUUUAUUAGGUGAAAAUGGUUGUGGUAAAUCUACUUUAUUGAAAUCACUUGCAGCAAGAGAAUUCCCAAUUCCAGAAGUCAUUGAUAUUUAUUUAUUAAAUGAACCAGCUGGACCAACUGAAUUUUCUGCAUUGGAAUAUGUUGUUAGAGAAGCUGAACAUGAAAUGCAAAGAUUAGAACAAUUGGUUGAAGAUCUUAUUGUCAAGGAAGGUCCAGAAUGUCCUCAAUUAGACGGUAUCUAUGAAAAAAUUGAUGAAAUGGACCCAGCUACUUUUGAAUCAAGAGCUGCGGUUAUCUUAACUGGUUUGGGUUUCAACUCCGUCACCAUCAACAAGAAGACCAAGGACAUGUCCGGGGGUUGGAGAAUGCGUGUUGCUUUAGCUAAAGCCUUAUUCGUCAAACCAACCUUAUUAUUAUUAGAUGAUCCAACUGCCCAUUUGGAUUUAGGUGCCUGUGUUUGGUUAGAAGAAUACUUGAAGAGAUUUGACAGAAUCUUAAUCUUGGUUUCCCACUCUCAAGAUUUCCUUAAUGGUGUCUGUACAAACAUGAUUGAUAUGAGAAUGAAAGCAUUAACUACAUACGGUGGUAAUUACGAUUCUUAUGUUAAAACCAGAGCUGAAUUGGAAACAAACCAAAUGAAACAAUAUAACAAACAGCAAGAAGAAAUUGCUCAUAUUAAGAAGUUUAUUGCAUCAGCUGGUACUUAUGCUAACUUGGUCAAACAAGCCAAAUCUAGACAAAAGAUUUUAGAUAAGAUGGAAGCUGAUGGAUUGAUUCAACCAGUUGUUCCAGAUAAAGUAUUCACUUUCAGAUUCCCAGAUGUUGAAAAAUUACCUCCACCAGUCUUGGCCUUUGAUGAUAUGUCAUUCUCUUAUUCUGGUAAAGACGAAGAUAACUUAUAUGAACAUUUAGAUAUUGGUAUCGAUAUGGAUUCAAGAGUUGCAUUAGUUGGUCCAAAUGGGGUUGGUAAAUCCACUUUAUUAAAAUUAUUCCAAGGUAAAUUACAACCCCAAAAGGGUAGAGUCAUUCAACAUACUCAUAUCAAAUUAGGUGUCUAUUCCCAACAUUCACAAGAUCAAUUAGAUUUAACCAAAUCCCCAUUAGAAUUCGUUCGUGAUAAAUUCUCAAAUAUUUCUCAAGAUUAUCAAUAUUGGAGACAACAAUUAGGUCGUUUCGGUUUAACUGGUGAAGGUCAAACUUCUCAAAUGGCCACCUUAUCAGAAGGUCAAAGAUCUCGUGUCGUUUUCGCCCUUUUGGCUAUCGAAUCUCCAAACUUGAUUUUAUUGGAUGAACCUACUAACGGUUUAGAUUUAUCUACUAUUGAUUCCCUUGCUGAGGCUAUUAAUCAAUUCAAUGGUGGUGUUGUCGUUGUUUCCCAUGAUUUCAGAUUGUUGGAUAAAGUCGCCAAAGACAUUUUUGUUAUUGAAAAUAAGACAGCUACUAGAUGGGAAGGUUCUAUUUUGGACUAUAAGAAAUCAUUGGCUGAUAAGGUUGUUAUUUAA